Cydia pomonella (codling moth) is the source of this 6780-nucleotide messenger RNA. RefSeq names its product ras-related protein Rab6 (gene Rab6). The transcript has 6 exons. The record is from RefSeq and is a predicted model, not a curated record. NCBI's taxonomy places the organism in Eukaryota, Metazoa, Arthropoda, Insecta, Lepidoptera, Tortricidae. Gene Ontology annotation, molecular function: GTP binding; GTPase activity. Bases 145 to 774 code for a protein of 209 amino acids.
GUCGCGCCGUCAGUCCGCCGGGUAACGUGGCGGCGCUGCGCUCGUGUGCGAGGAGUGGCUCGAGCUGUCACUGUUCAUGUAGUUUUCUGUGAUAAGAAAUACUGUGAAAUUAAUAGUUUAGCGAACUAAUUUACACAACUCACGAUGUCCGCGUCGGGUGAAUUCGGUAAUCCUUUACGCAAGUUCAAGCUCGUGUUCCUGGGCGAACAGAGCGUGGGGAAGACUUCACUCAUCACUAGAUUCAUGUAUGAUAGCUUUGACAACACUUAUCAGGCAACAAUCGGUAUUGACUUCCUCUCGAAGACCAUGUAUUUAGAAGACCGCACGGUGCGGCUACAACUCUGGGACACGGCGGGUCAGGAGCGUUUCCGCUCACUCAUCCCUUCUUACAUCCGGGACUCCACUGUUGCUGUGGUGGUCUAUGAUAUAACCAACGCAAACUCAUUCCACCAAACCUCGAAAUGGAUCGACGACGUCCGCACCGAGCGCGGCUCUGACGUCAUCAUCAUGUUGGUCGGCAAUAAGACCGACUUGUCCGACAAGAGACAGGUUUCUACCGAGGAUGGGGAUCGUAAGGCGAAGGAGCUUAAUGUGAUGUUCAUAGAGACUUCUGCUAAGGCUGGUUAUAACGUGAAACAGUUAUUUCGACGAGUAGCGGCCGCUCUGCCUGGCAUGGACUCCGCUGAAAGCAAGCCUCCCGAAGACAUGCAAGAGGUGAUCCUGCGGCAGGCGCCCGGCGACCACCGCGAGCCCGACGGCGGCUGCGCCUGCUAGGGCCCGGCCGCACUCCGACCUGGCUGGAUGGACAUUCAAGAGAUACAAGAAGAGAGGCUUUGUAAGGUUAGGUGUGUUGAAAUAGCGACCGAAAUGCGUUGACUUAGAGUUUGAAUUUGUGGAAGCUGCAUAUGAUUGCGAAUAGGAAAGAAAUAAGCAUCGCUUAUGUUUUCAAAUUCCGAAUAUCCUUUAUUCCUUUCCGUGUUUAAUUUCUCACGCAUUUUACUUGACGUUGGCUUGACACCGCCCUCAAGUCCAUACAAAGAAAAAAAAACACUUGGAUAGGUUUGUUGGAAUAGCGACCGUUAACGGUUUAAAGUUUAAAUUUGUAAACGCUAUAUACGAUUACGAAUAGUAUUCUAAAAUUUAAAAAAAGUUUGUGAUUUUGAGCUUUCUUGCAUUGUGUUAAAGUUUUAUCCGGGAACGGAUGAAAUUGUACCUUUUCUAUAUCACAUCGCUUCUUACUCUCAGAGAUGUUACGAGCAAUAUUAAGUGCAUUUUUUUCUACCGCGAUCAUAUGUAGCUUUAUCAUUGAAAAGCAACUCUAAUACCCUUAAGUUAGAAUUGAAAUUAAUAUGACACAACACCUUGAAGACUUUUUUUCGAAUGAAUCAUUCCAGUCAGUCAGACGUUGACAAGUUUCGUCCUCGAACCGAAACUGAAUGGUCUACGGGAGUUAGUGCAGGUCUAAAGCGUAAGGCAUGUGCUUUGUGUGUCUCCACAGUGAUACUAGGUUUUAAUGUAACUUCAGUAGUUGCUGAUAGCUGUCUACACUUAUGUGAGCCUUAUUAUUUUGCUGUACGUUGAAAUUUGAAGACACAAAAGCACGCGAAAAUACAUUUGAGGACAUAAUAAAAAGCGUGUUUUAUUAUAUAUUUUAAAUUUUGCAAUUAACAAAUCUGGCUGAAUGUUUUUUUACGCUUUUUUAUUGUGUUCUGGAGUGUACAUAAUGCAAGACCGGUAGGAGCCAUACAAUUUGUAUGCGAUGAAUGCUGAAUGGUGAUAGAUUUUUUAAAUGUGGACUAUAAGGUAAUGUCUUAGCGCUACUCUAUGGAAUAAUUUACACAUAAUAGAUGACCAGGGGUCGGACAAAAAGUGCGCAUGACGUCAAACCACUUAUAGGAUGAUUUCAAAUACAUAGUAUUUUUGAUUUUCAUAAACAAUUAUCACUUAUCAUUUAUCAACCUCUUUAUUAAACGAUAUCGCCACUUGAAAUGAGUAAGUACGUUUUUGACUGACACAUUGUCAAUCAGAUGAACAAUAAAUUGACUUCGUUACUGUUUAGCUAUUGUAUCUUCACGAUUAUAUUUAGCUAAAAUUUAUAUUUACUAAUGUAUAAGAAAACGCUCUAAAAUGUCAUGUCAUCUUUACUCGAAUAUUGUGGCAAUUUUCCGUUUUUGGAGGUACGUGACAAACACGUAUACUGCUAAUCUUACCUACUGUUCCCACUUUUGACUAUUAAACCUAUUUAUCUGAGGAUCCCACAGACUUGUUCUAACUAAUUUCAAAUAAUUAUACCUUAUGGUAACAAGUUUCGUGAAAUUUAUUUUAUUCACUACAUCACCCUACCACCUGUAUUAUUAAUUCCAUGGAUUUAUUUACGUUUAUUUUGUUACUUCAUUAAUACUACUUUGUUACUACAUGUCACACGGAAGUUUAAAUACAAACUUAAACAUCAUCCUGUGUGCAAGAUUAAGUACGUCAUUUUUACGUCAUCCGCACUUUUUGUCCGACCCCUGUAGAUGACUUUAAGAAGCCUGAGGGUCUACCACGCGCCACUUCGUCCGUUCGUCUAUUCACCUGUCUUUCGUUUGAAUGUGCAAGAGCGAUAAAGAGGCAGAUAAAGAAUACUCGAUUUUCGCGUUAGGCCCUCUGAUUUUACGCUAAUCUGGUAAAAAUAACGAGCUGUAAUUGUAAUUUGAAAAACCAUAAGGCGAAUAACGUAUAAUAAGCCUGAGCUAGAUGGACUUAGGUCUGUUUUCGCUCGGCUCGAACAUAGUAUAUAUUAUACAUAACAAUUAUAGCGGUUGUUCUGAAAUUAUCAUAUUUAGUUAGUUGAUCUCAUUCGAAGUGGCGCUAAGAUUUUGCAUAGUUUUAUAAUGGGGAACAGAUUUUACAAAUUCACCUAGCUGUAUCAUUAGAGUGGCGGCCAUCUUACAUCCGUAUUUGGCUUAAAGAAACAGCAAUGUCCAAUUAUUUGUUUUGACUCUUUAUGGAAUUAAACCUUUUGAACGCUUUAUGUCAUAAACACAAACAUCACUCUAACGCCAAGGUCCCGGGCGCAAGUAAACCUUACUCGAAAGUGAAGGUUACUUUGACAGCGUCCGCCAAAACACCUAUAGUUGUCCUUGGCGUUGUGGGCACGACUCGUAACGACGACUUUAAGUGUUCUUGGCGUUGAAAAGGUUAAUGUGUCCACGGCCGGCAAAAAGUCCCACUUUGUCCCUUGCAAUAAGGACGAGAUUAGCUUGUAUCUUUAUACGAAUAACUGGACAAGGCGUCCUUAUGGAAAGCGAAAAAGUGGGACCUUUUGCCGGCCGUGGAUGUGAGCGUGUAAUUUCCAUGUUUUUAAAAUGUUGUAAUGCUAUCAUAAUACUUGAUAUAUUUUUAUUCAUAAAAUCAUGUGAUGAAAUAAGUCAAUUUUCUACUUAUACCGGAAUCUGUUCCCUAAAGACUGUUAGGGUACUUGGUUAUUAAGUGCAAGUAUGCUGCAGGACGUCGCAUUAGGGCGAAUAGUGAGAUCGCACAUUUGAAACGAAAACAAUCAAGUGACACACCAUAUUAUAGUCUUUCUUAUGGAUUUAUCUGUUGAAAAAAGGCGGCAAAUUUGAAAAAUGAAGGCACGAAGGUUCGAGGUCUCAUAUAUUUUUUUUAAAUUUCGCUGUCUUUUUUGUGUAAUUAGUUGGCCAGACUAACAUAUAAUUUAAAUUCGAAUAUUUUGAGUAAUUUGGACACAGAGACAUAUUUUUAACGCGCCAGAGACUGGUUGUAUAUUUGUUUAAUGAAGUUAUAUAAAUUAUAAUCAAAAAAUUUAUUAUUAGGCGGGUCCGCACAGAGCGAGCAUAUGCGCAAGGCAAUAUCCUCACACCAAAACGGCCAGUGUAGACGUGCCUCGCGCUUAUGUUUUACGCGCGUAUAAAUAUACUUAUUAGGUAUAUUUAUUCAGGCGGGCCGCAACAGGCGUCCUCAUUAAACAUAAAGAUAGUUUAUUCUCCAAGUAGGCAUAUUACAAUGCGCUUAUGAACGUCAAAUAAAGCUACGCCGGCUCUAACCUACACCUCUGACCCGAGAUUUAAAUCCCUCCUAAAUUGUAGGAGGGUAUCCCAAUAUGGGACCGGCUAGAAACUCAUUGCACUUGUGUUUUCGUUUUAAAGGUACGAUAUGUAUGAAGGGACGACUAAAGCUCUGUGUUGUAUAUAGCACGCACCGCGGGACCGGGCCGAUAUCAUUUGCUUUAUUAAUAAAUAAACAUAACAAGACAGGAAAAAAUACUUGUGGCAUUAUGUCGGUGCCGAGGUUCCACUUUCUUUAGAACUGUAUAUUGACACAGUGGUAUGGUAAAUUAAGAAUUUUCGUAAAAAAAUUUUUAUUGAUUUAGUGGCAGGCUGGCAGCUAAAUAUCUAUAUUCCCUUUUACAAUAUCAACUAAGUGUGAUGUUAAUACUUUGAAUGCCAGACGACGGAAUAUGCCCUACCCCGGACGCCAGGCGAUCGGGAUUAUUUAAGCGAAAUUGGGAGUGCCGCGUAAGUCCCUAUUGCAUUGGCGCAGCUGACAGCUGUGGCCGUCGUUGGUGUUCUUUGGAAGACAUUCCGAUGACGUCCACAGCAAGGGUUAAAGAAAAUUAAUAAUUGUUCCACUUUGAAGUAAUUACAGACACACACACACACCCACCCACACAAACAGACACACGAUCUUUUGUCGAUUGAUUGGUUUAGUUCGGUUAAGACAUAAAUAAUAUAUUAGUAAAGAUCAGGUUCCGAGUCCCGCGGUCCUUGUAAUUAGUAUUAUUUAUUUAAUUAGUGCUUAAGAAUAAAAUCUUAUGAUUCUAAUAAAUUAUAUCUAAAGUUUUUUAAUUAGUGAGAUUAUCACCGCUCUUGGGCUUUUAUUAAUGUUUUAUAACAUUUUUAAUAAUUGUAAUACUGUAAAAAAACUGUCAUUCCAAGCUUGAUGUCAACAGUAACGUUAAUGGUUACAUAUAUUUGAGAGCAAUACCUAUUGUAUGUUUAGUAGUAGUUUUGACAUUGUUAUAACAUAUAUUAGUAGAAUUUUUUGUAAUAUAAUUUAUGUGAGAUAUAUUCUUUAUUUUCGAAUUUUCUUUUGGAUAAUUGAGUUAGGGGCUAAAUUAUGUUUUGUGUGUUCCGCUGCGCGCGACUUUGGUCAGACACUACUGCAAUUUCGGUAUUUUCUUCUGAUCAUGCUUAUAUGUUUUUAUCAAUCUGCAAUAAAAAUGUAGGUGGGAGAAUCAACUUUUUAGCGUCACUCGUUGCCAUGGUUACGAUUAGUUGUCCAGGGGACAAAAGUUCAUUGAAAUACUGAUUUUAUGGUACUUAAAUGUAUUAAACUUGCGUUUUUGUGGUCGUUAUAACCAAUGGGCCCCCUACUAAGCAUGUUAAUAGAACGGCAUACAACGUCUCUUCAAACAAACUGUGCCACUGUUGUCCCUUGGACAACGGGACAGGAUAACAAAACAAAAACAGUUGAUUCACCCAGGUACAGUCAGAUCAAGAUAAGUUGGUAGCGAUUUUGAUGGCCCAGACGGUGCAAGUGUCAAGUAAACGUCAAAAUUUCAUGGAAGUUGACGUUUACAAUAACCCGUGCACCUAACCUAUCUUGGUUUGACUCUACUAAUAAUAUGUUAUGUAAAUUUGUAAAUGUGUUUUUUACACAUUUGUGACCUUAACCUUUUAGGAGCCGACUUUGCUCAGAGAAAGGGAAGAAAAUUAAUACUGUCUAAUGUCAUUAUUAUUAAUCUUAGUUUUUUUUUACCAACUGACUAUUGCAUUGAUCUACAAUUAUUGUCAACAGUACCUUGAAUCAUAUUACUGUAUUCUAUACUCUGUAUCUUUAGGUAUUUAAAUAAAAGUAAACAAACAAUUUGUACAUUUUCGGGUAGUUUUAAUAUUUAUUGGUUAACCAACCAAAUACAAUACCGCCGGGAUCUGUCACUGAACGACCUGACUUUAACCUACAUUAUUUGAUCAUGUAAUGUUUUCAUCUACCCUCAACUGGCUUAAGGAGCCAUUUGAGGGUAGAUUUUGUUUACUUUUAUUUAAAUACCUAAAGAUACAGAGAUAGAAGUGGUAUCGGUCACUUGACAGUACCUUUUUAUAAAGGCCAGCACACGGGCUGCGUAUGCGCAGACGUGCGCGUGCGCUAAAAUGUUGAAGCUGUGUACGCCACGGCUCGGAACCGGCCUAUAAAAUAUUGUUUUAUUUCGGUUUUCCUCCGAACUUUUAUAAGAACGCGAACGUUUUAAGAACUUUGUUGUAACCUAAAAAAACCGAUUUAUUCAACGAGUGACGAACGGCCGGACUGUUGGUGUGCCACGUAAACAUAGACACCGACAUAGGAAGAAACCGGUUGUUAUUGCUCUAAACCGAUUAAUUUGACAUGAACUGUUGUCAUAAAAACCGGUUUAAAAAUAACGGUUUUUCGAGCCAUUAAAAGGUUUUGCGCCAAGUACAUAAUAACGGUUUAGAAAUUUAACUGGUCUCCGAGCCUUGGUGUACGCACACAUCACGAAAGUGGAGUGCCGUCUGCCAUAAGGAUAUGUAUAUUACAACGCGCACGCAUCCGUCUUUCUUAAACCUUUUAGUUUCGUUUUCCAUGGUAAAAAGUUUUACGAUCAAUGCUGAUAACUGAGAACAUCAAUGACAAAAUAAUAUUAAAGAAUACCUAUUACAUUUUGUAAACCUCAAUGACUGGUUUUUGUCGCGAACCUGGUUUAUUGUAAAUACCCAUAAUACACGCUGAAUAUACAUAUUUUAAAUAAAACAUUAAAUCGAA